Molecule: messenger RNA, 2067 nt
Organism: Diprion similis
Lineage: Eukaryota; Metazoa; Arthropoda; Insecta; Hymenoptera; Diprionidae
Gene: Not11
Product: CCR4-NOT transcription complex subunit 11
Exons: 1
Coding region: 478-1845 (455 amino acids)
Biological process (GO): mRNA catabolic process; negative regulation of translation
Cellular component (GO): CCR4-NOT complex
Source: RefSeq, a predicted model, not a curated record
CGAAUUUGAUGACGCCACGUGGUACAAGAUACGUAAAAUAUCAACACUUCAUGUUUCUUCCAAAUUACUUUGUCCGUGACCUCCGUGACAAUAUGAAAAAAAAUGUUUUGUCGAGAGGUUAAGAAAUAUUGAAGUGUUUUUAAGUAAUUGAAUAAUCAUGCAAAUACUGUAGAUUUGAAGUGCAUAAUUCCUCCAAUAUCGAAUAUGUGUGAAAUUCGGGGGCUCACUCAUUUUCAUCAGCAGGAAUCUUCGGCGAAAAAAAUUUUUCCACACCGAAAUUGAAGGUUACCGUAAUAACAACAAGACAGUCAUUCGAAUUGAAUUUGCCUAGAAGUGUACCUCGAAAGACUUCGAAGCUGUUCGAAACCUUCGUCGAUAAGUAUUACAGUUCAUUGGCGAAUGAAAUCUCGACGCUACCAGCGAAUAUUCACUUCGAAAAACGCUGUUCAAACUCGUCUGUAAAAUCCGUAAUUCGUCAUGUCUGCAACACCGAAGCAAUUAUCAACCCUGCUCGAUAUUCUGGACGAGGAGAACCUGGAUACCAGUUUAGAAUCACUAUCUAAUCAGUUGCACCAGGCGUUUGCCAAGGAGGAUUUCUUCAAAGUCGGAACAACCUUGUUGCUGCUUCUUCAGCACAUCGACCUUCUACCAAAUAAUGUUCAGCGAAUAAUGGCGCUCGCUCUUCUCUACGACCUUUAUCGAGGCGAACAGCUGGCCUCCACGCCGUUUGCCACGGUCUUCAUCCAGGUAUUAAAGCCCUCGGAUGAGAGUGCUUCAGGUUCGGUGUCUCGGCCAAACUUCUCUGGACACAUCCCGGCGCUCUCCAGAUGUGAGAAGAACCUGCUUAGCCACCUACUCGGCUAUGGAGCCAAAGAGACGAUGAAAAAAACAGCGAGACAAAUCAUAGAAGAGAUGUCUCACUCUGCUACUCCAUUGGUUGAUCUCACUAGUCUGCAGCUUCAGCUAGCAGAAAGGCUGUCCGAACUACCGAGCGUGAGCAAAUGUGGAAAUCCAGUAAUCCUCCCGGACAUGGACCGCUCAAAAGCUGGCGAGAUAGACAAGAAAGUUGGCAGAGCUAUAGCGGAGAGUCUGGUGAUCGGCGAGCCUCCUCUUUGUAGCCAAAGCUAUCGGCCAGAAUUCCUGAGGCUCGCACCACCGCUGUAUCACGCCGCGGAUGAACUUGCAUGGAUGAACGUUGAGGAGCCAAGCCAGUUCACUGUGGAGUACGAUUCUUCCAUGUGUGUGUCUAACUGCGCUGGCGCCGAGGCACGCAGACUAAUGGGCAGGGCCUUUAAGAGUGCGUUGACUCUCCAGCAGCAGCAGCAUUUGCUUAUGGAACUAGACGCUGACCCAAAACUCGUUUACCAUAUCGGUUUGACUCCAGUAAAGCUUCCGGAUUUGGUUGAAAACAAUCCGCUAAUAGCCAUUGAAGUCCUGCUGAAGCUUAUGCAGUCCAGCCAAAUAACUGAGUACUUUAGCGUGCUAGUUAAUAUGGAGAUGUCCUUGCAUUCUAUGGAAGUUGUCAACAGAUUGACAACGACAGUCGAUCUGCCAACGGAGUUUGUUCACCUCUACAUCAGUAAUUGCAUUUCGACUUGUGAAACCAUCAAGGAUCGGUAUAUGCAGAAUCGUUUGGUACGCCUGGUUUGCGUGUUCCUCCAGUCUCUAAUCAGAAACAAGAUAAUUAAUGUUCAAGAACUUUUCAUCGAGGUACAAGCCUUUUGCAUCGAGUUUAGCAGAAUUAGAGAAGCUGCUGCACUCUUUCGGCUGCUUAAACAACUUGAAUCUGGUGAUAUCGGUGGGCUUAAUGCCCCACCGGCCAAAAGUAAGAUCGAUCCAUGCUGAAUAGAAUUAUUGCAAGCAAUGGAAAACUUGGAUUAGAAUCAAUAGUUGAGAAACGGAUUGUCGUGGUAUUGGCAAUUGGAAAGUUGAGAUGCUUCGUUUGGUAUACUCUUCGUGGAAAUACUGGACCAAAUCUUCUGGCCCACAUUGAUCCGAAUUUUUCUUUUAACAUGCAAUGAUAAUAAAUAUUGACGGAUCAGAAAAUCUCCUGUUAUUCAAUCAAUU